UUGGAGGAAGUGUUGGCUGCCUCAUUAAUAGCCUCCUUUUCUCCUUGCUAUCGUAUAUUGGUCUGGUCCUUAUAUAAAUCCACUAUCUUCUAACCUCUCACUCUAUCUCUAUAUCUAUAUCUGUCUGUCUUCCCACCAAUAUUUCUUCAUUUACCACUUCCUCCCCACCCGCCACCACUCAACACAUUGGUGGUGUUGGUGUUCGUGUUUGUGUUUGUGUUCGGAUCAACCAACUGAUUAGAUGGAUCUAUCUACCGGGUGGGUCAUUUUAUCACUUAUUGUAGGGUAUGUGAUUUGGUUUAAAUCAAUCACACGCUCGUUAAGCGGUCCACGUGUAUGGCCGGUAUUGGGUAGCCUACCAGGCUUAAUCCAAAAUGCUAAUCGCAUGCACGAUUGGAUCUCCGAUAAUCUUCGCAUGUGUGGUGGCACGUACCAAACCUGCAUCUCUCCCAUCCCCUUUUUAGCCCGAAAGCAAGGUCUCGUGACGGUCACGUGCGAUCCGAAAAACCUAGAGCACAUCCUCAAGGCUAAAUUCGACAAUUACCCCAAGGGCCCCACUUGGCAAGCCGUGUUCCAUGAUCUACUUGGCGAAGGGAUCUUCAACUCCGAUGGUGACACGUGGCUGUUCCAGCGCAAGACUGCCGCGCUGGAAUUCACCACCCGGACCCUCCGCCAAGCCAUGGCUCGGUGGGUAAGCCGAGCCAUCAAGCUUCGGUUCUGCCCGAUUCUAAAAACGGCUCAGCUUGAGGGUAAGCCGGUUGAUCUACAAGACCUCUUGCUUCGGCUCACUUUCGACAACAUAUGCGGCUUGGCUUUCGGGAAAGACCCACAAACCUUAUCCCCAGGCUUACCCGAAAACAGCUUCGCUUCGGCUUUCGACCGAGCCACCGAAGCCACGCUACAACGCUUUAUUUUACCAGAAACAAUUUGGAAGCUAAAAAAAUGGCUUCGGCUUGGGAUGGAAGUCGAACUGAGCCAAAGCUUAAGCCACGUGGAUAAGUAUCUGACAGGUGUCAUCAACACACGUAAGCUUGAAUUACUCAACAGUGAAAGUCAAACCCCACAUGACGACCUUCUGUCUCGGUUCAUGAAGAAAAAAGAAUCCUACUCAGACACAUUCCUACAACAGGUGGCACUCAACUUCAUCCUAGCUGGACGUGACACGUCAUCAGUCGCGCUGAGCUGGUUUUUUUACCUCGUAAUUAAAAACCCCAGAGUCGAAAUGAAAAUAUUAACAGAAAUAUGUGAAGUCCUAAACAAGACACGUGGAACCGACACGUGUAAAUGGUUAGACGACCCUUUGGUCUUCGAAGAAGUUGACCAAUUAACUUAUCUAAAAGCAGCUUUAUCGGAAACACUCCGGCUAUACCCAUCGGUACCGGAAGAUUCCAAACACGUCACCGCCGAUGACGUCCUCCCCGACGGGACGGUGGUGCCAGCGGGAUCCGCCGUCACUUAUUCAAUCUACUCUACCGGUCGGAUGAAGUUUAUAUGGGGUGAAGAUGUUCUUGAAUUCCGACCGGAAAGAUGGUUAUCCGAUGAUGGUAAAAAGUUUGAGAUGAAAGAUCAGUUCCGAUUUGUGUCGUUUAAUGCGGGGCCCAGGAUUUGUUUAGGGAAGGAUCUGGCUUACUUGCAGAUGAAGUCGAUAGCGGCGGCGGUGUUGCUGCGCCACCGCCUCUCAGUGGUUCCCGGCCACCGUGUUGAGCAGAAGAUGUCGUUAACACUGUUUAUGAAAUAUGGGCUUAAGGUGGACCUGCACCCACGGGAUCUGGCGCCUAUUGUUGCAACACUUGGUCAAUCUGGGAUAGCGCGUGAAUUGUGAAUAUAAUAAUAAUAAUAAAAUAUUAUAUAAGAAUUAAACUAUUAAAGUACACUGUGAGUUUACUUUGUGGUUUAUCACAGACGGUUGUAUGGCCACACGAUCAAAAUCAUACGAAGUGAAGAUCUUUGAUAGGGUGAACUGUGACCGUGACUUGAUUGCUAGAAACGAAAAUGUCAAUUUAAAUUCGACUAUACCAAGUGUUUCGCAAGUUAUUGACUUUUUUUUGUUUUCUCUUUUUGGAAUAAAUAAUCGACACAUGUAAUGAAUAUUAUUUAUAUAUAUAUUUUAUAUUCGGUGAA
Messenger RNA from Helianthus annuus (common sunflower), 2121 nucleotides. Its product is annotated as cytochrome P450 86A22. The transcript is spliced from 2 exons. Gene Ontology annotation, molecular function: heme binding; iron ion binding; monooxygenase activity. The coding region runs from base 242 to 1822 and encodes 526 amino acids. Lineage: Eukaryota; Viridiplantae; Streptophyta; Magnoliopsida; Asterales; Asteraceae. The record is from RefSeq and is a predicted model, not a curated record.